This is a messenger RNA of Planococcus citri (citrus mealybug), 5044 nucleotides long. It is a transcript of the gene tn, whose product is annotated as thin. Lineage: Eukaryota; Metazoa; Arthropoda; Insecta; Hemiptera; Pseudococcidae. The transcript has 15 exons. Gene Ontology annotation, biological process: proteasome-mediated ubiquitin-dependent protein catabolic process; protein polyubiquitination. The record is from RefSeq and is a predicted model, not a curated record. Gene Ontology annotation, molecular function: metal ion binding; ubiquitin protein ligase activity; protein binding. The coding region runs from base 633 to 4781 and encodes 1382 amino acids.
ACGAUGAAGACUGUUUGAAAGUACGCGUAUCACGAGAGUACGUUGUCGUCGCACACGUAACACGAAAUUUUAUUACGAUUUCCAAGUGCUAUAUUUAACAUUACGUGGCCCAUUUAGAAUAUUUAAGUCGAAUACAAGUUGCCAAUUUUUUGUCUUAUUCAUCAGUUCCAUAACGUUACGUUUCAGACAAGCUACAAACACAAAGAUGUACCGGUCGUAAAAUUUCGUUAGCCUUUCGGGCGACACUGAAAAGUAUAUAGAAAAAAAAGAAAGAAAGAAAGACCAUACUAUAUCGAAUCCAAGCCAACGAUUUAUUCAUAAAGUUAAUAAAUGUUUAAUAGUUACGAUUUGUGUGUGGUGUUUUGUUUGUCUUUAUAAUUUUGUUUUUUUUUUCGCGUGUUCGCCGGGUAGUUUUGAAAUGGUUCGUUGCGUUUAAUUCAUCGGUAUACUCGUAAUUCAAGUACCAUAAUUAUAGGCAUAUUUAGUUCAUUGGGUGUUUGGUUUCGAUGGUUUGAUAGAUUCGAAAUGAACAGAUAAAGAACAGCGUACCCGUAGGGUGCCUCGAACAAAUCUUCUCAACUAGGAAGAACCAUCAAGAAAAUUCUGUAACUUAAUUCGAACAAGAUUAAAAAAUGGAGCAGUUUGAACAAUUACUCACCUGCGCUAUCUGUUUGGACCGAUACAGAAAUCCUAAGUUAUUGCCAUGUCAGCAUUCAUUUUGUAUGGAACCAUGCAUGGAUGGUUUGGUAGAUUACGUCAGGAGACAGGUGAAAUGUCCAGAAUGCCGAGCCGAGCACAGAAUACCAUAUCAAGGUGUUCAAGGAUAUCCCACCAACGUGACGUUACAACGGUUUCUCGAGCUGCAUAUAGAAAUUACUGGCGAAUUACCGGAUCCAACCAGUGGCCAGAUCAUGAAAAGAUGUAACGUUUGCUCAGAGAAAGCUUAUUGCACUAUGUGUUUACAUUGUGAUAAAGAGAUAUGCCCGGAAUGUAAAGGAGCGCAUAAAGACAUUUUACGCCGAGAAAUCUCUAGAAUUACAAAUCAGAUUAGAAGAGCUCUUCAUCGUCUCGAAGACAUACUGGCGUACGUGGAGAAAAGUAUGCUGGCUUUGCAACAAAAUUGUACGUCGGUUUCCGAAGAAGUCGAAGAAUUAUACGGCCGUUUGAAUAAAGCGUUGAAAGAUCGUACAGAAUAUUUACGAAAUGAAAUCGAUCGAUACCUAACCACCGAGCAUAAAAAUCUAUCCAGUUUGAAAGAAAACCUACAAGUAGAAAUUUCAAACAUUCAAAGCAACUGCGAUUUGGCCGAUAAAUACAUGCAAAACGAGGUGGUAGAAUGGGACGAUUGCGAACUGAUGGAUGCCAAAGAGAUAUUCUUGAAAACGGUCGAAUUCAUUAGGUAUUUCGAAACUGAAACCGGUGAUUAUACCAGACGAGCGAAAUUUAUCAUGGCUCACGAACCGAAUCAAUUAGUCAAACACGUAGCUGGCUACGGUGAUUUAUCGAUAAACAAUCCUCAUCAAUUUUUAACAUCGGGAAAUGCUCACCCGACAAGUGGCAACAUGUUACAACCACCUGGACCAGGUUUAAUGAGAUCAAAAAGCGAUCACAGAUUAGCUUCGCAAUUUCGCCAACAAGAAGAACGAGGAGGAUACGAUGGGAAUUCGGAAAAUAGCGGCAGAGUGUCUCCUCUGGGAGGACGUAAGUUUGGAGAACGCUAUCCUACCCGAAGUGCCACCAGCGAUAGACUCGAUAAUCGUUACGGUCGAGCAGAUCGAUCCGAAUACGGUACGGAUUUCGAUUCUGGUUACGAUAACGAAGGCGGACGAAGUGCCAGAUCACGUUUUCGAUCACGCUUGGCUGCCAGACACGCUAACGAAAAUGCGGAUUCGGAUACCGACGUACAAGGUCCGAGAUCGGUUCGAUUUUCCGAUACACAUAUCCAACAUCCGUGUGAAAAAGAACGAGACCGUGUGCUAGAUACCGAAGACGUAGCCAAAGGACCGCUCAGCGGUAUCACGCGUUUGUACGACUCGCCCAGAGUGAUGAAAAGACUGCAAGAAACCGAAACGAAGAAGAUUAAAAAAGAAAAAGAACCGACGCCGUUACAACAACAAAAAUUUCAACCACCGCCUCAACGAAAACCAUCGAAUACAGCUCCGGUAACUCAAAGACAGGUCAGCGAAGAUGAUGAGAUUUCGCGCAUAAAACGACAAAAUAAAAAUGCUCCCGCUGCACCCGCCGAAGUUCCUGCCGAAACGCCGCCUCAUCGAACUACAGUCCCUGAAAGAGUCAGCUCGCUGCGAAGAGACGAUUCUAGAGACGAACGCCAGGUCUCUUCUCCGAAUAGAUCUUCGGCUGCAUCCGAUCGUAAUAGAAAAACACCCGCCAGAGAAGCGGUUUCUAGCGAAGAAGACAGUAACGAAGACGACAAAGAACAAGAGGAAGCUGUGAGUUCAUUGCAACAAACACAGAGGAGAUCGAGUAAAACGCCUGUGACGAGUGGUUCGAGAAGAUCUUCCGCCUCAUCGGAUAUCGUAUCUCAACCUGGAGCUGUUUUGAAGAAAUCUGCUCGCUCAGCUAGUUCAGAUUCGACCGCUUCUUCGGAGUCUUCAACGGGUUCGUCGUCCGGGGUUCGAAACACGGGCGCUGCUUUCACCACCGAUGAGCUGAGACAGCAGUAUUUAACGAGAACUGGUCGAGAAUCCAGUGCGAAAGGAAUGGCUGAUAGUAAUAGUGGAAAUUCUAGUCCUAGAACCAAAGUUCCGCCAGAUACUAAGAAAGAGGUUACUCCUACAACGGGUGCUUCCCGUUUUCAAAGUCGAUUUCUAAGUGGAGCUAAUCGUACAAAUUCCACAUCUUCACCUAUCAACGAGAAACCAAAAGCUGAAAAUGUUGAAGAAGAUAACGACGAUGACGAAGAAGAAACCGAAACGAGCACCGAAAGCGAAGAAACUGAAAGCGAAGAUGAAGUUGGAAAGAAAACUGAAACCGGAGCUAAAUCUGGCCUGGAGAAAACCGAUAUCGGACCACUUCUUGCUCGAAGUGCUAAUGCUCGCGAUAACGGACCAGGAUCACCCGGGGCUAAUUCAUCGUAUCGUAGGAGUAGCAGGGAUGAUGGAUCUUCGUCUUCCAGAUAUAAUACAAAUUCGGACGCUUACAGGCCAUCUUACGCAUCGCCAAAGGACGCCAUCGCAAACCGAAGCAGCAGUAAGUACCUGAGCAACAAUCGAAACGAUGAACCGGAACCUAAGUCUCGGUUCACUAGUCGCUUUUUAAACAAAAGUAAAAGUACAGCAAUGGCACCCACCACGGACGAGGACGAUUAUCUGCAAGGAACAGGUAGACGGUAUUCGGGAAACGACGAUUCUGCCUAUUUUAGAAGAGAGCCAGCAGCGUACACGUCGUUCAAAGAUAGAAAAGCGCGGCUAGCUCGAAGCAAAAGUACGCACGGUUUCGGCGAAGAUUUAGAAGGCGAUUUAGAUGAAAACUCUGCCAGUUCAUAUUAUCCGGCUUCGUAUUUGGCAUCAAAAGCAUCUAACGCUGGCAACGACUUAUCGCGGAGUAGGUCUAGCCACGUUCUUAAAUCGAGGGAGAAUUCGCCAGAACGGCCGUUAUCCUCUAAUACAGGAUCGGAGAAAGACGGCUCAUCGUUAAGUUCAUGGGCUAGGUACUUGAAGAAUAAAUACGGCAACAGGAGCAAAGACAUAAAAGAUAAUAAUCUGCCUUCUUCGGCGGUCAGCGGUCCGAGCAGUUCGACGACAUCGCGAAGGCUCUCUUUAGGACUGCCUUUAAGGGGUAAUAAUUCAGCCAGUGUUGAAAGUUCUGACGACGAUCAAAAAAACCUGGAAGGCUCCCCCAACUCUCCUACAGCAGCUACAGCAGUCCAAGCAGGUUUCGCAGAGGUAGGUACUACUCUUAGAAGUCAAUAUAUGCAAAAGAGACAGCUGUGCUUCAAGAUAGGAAGUCGGGGGAGUGGCCCCGGAUGCUUUACAUGGCCCAGAGGUAUUGCCGUUGGGCCUGAUAAUUCCAUUGUUAUUGCUGAUUCUUCAAAUCAUAGAGUUCAAGUUUUCGACCAAAAUGGAAAAUUUAUGAAAGAAUUUGGUAGUUUUGGAAAUGGCGAAGGAGAAUUUGAUUGUUUAGCUGGAAUAGCAGUCAAUAGAAUUGGUCAAUAUAUUAUUGCGGAUCGAUAUAAUCACAGAGUUCAAGUAUUGGAUCCAUCUGGAAGAUUUUUGAGAGCAUUUGGUAGUCAAGGAACUGCAGAUGGUAGAUUCAAUUACCCAUGGGGAAUAACGACCGAUGCUUUAGGAUUUAUAUACGUUUGUGACAAAGAGAACCACAGAAUUCAGGUUUUCCAAUCAGAUGGCACAUUCGUUGGUAAAUUUGGUUCGUACGGUAAUAAAAUCGGUCAAUUAGAACACCCCCAUUACAUCGCAGUUUCCAACACAAACCGUGUCAUUGUUUCGGAUUCGAACAACCAUCGAGUGCAAAUAUUCGACGUAAACGGCAGAGUUUUAAAUUCAAUCGCGAGCGAAGGCUCCUCCAAUGGACAAUUCAAAUUCCCCAGGGGAGUGGCGGUAGAUGAUCAAGGUUAUAUUCUUGUUGGCGAUUCAGGAAACAAUCGUAUACAGAUAUUCCAUCCAGACGGCACGUUCCUGAGGUCGUUCGGAUGCUGGGGCUCGGGAGACGGAGAAUUCAAGGGAUUGGAAGGAGUAGCAGUCAUGUCGAACGGAAAUAUAUUAGUUUGCGACCGAGAAAAUCAUCGCGUUCAAGUUUUCUAAUUUCUUCCUAUUUGUAAAUUACGACUGCGCAAUUUUGAAUUAUUGCUCACAGUUUUUUUUUCUAAGCGUCAGCAUUUUACGAAUUUGUUUUUUAUUACGCGUUUUCGAUUUGUUUAAAAAGUUCGGUUACCUUUGAGUUAUAUUCUUUCUUUAGCGAUUUUUAAAUUUUUACUAACAUUUGAUUUAUUCGAUGUUGUUUAUAAAAACGAGCUUGCUGUGAAACAAAUAAACGAAAUUGUUAGAAAGAGAGACGCGAAACAAAA